AUGCAACUGCCCGAAACGCCGCCACCGCCGCUCGCUCCUCUAUGGGAUCGGGUGCUCCGGGCCCGGGCGCUCCCGCCGGACAUCGACGUCCAACUCCUCUACGUAGCUAUCAAGGACCGCCUCACGCAUCCCGAGUGGGAGGUCCGCUUGCACGCCCUCCGCGUCCUGGCCGAUCUGUUGCCGCUCUCCGGUAAUGCACUCUCGUUCCCCUUCGACCAGGUCGUCGACAACCUCGGACACAACUCGCCGAACGUGAGAAAGGCCGCGCUGGACGCCCUCAAAGUGUUCUGUUCGUAUUGCGAGGACCCCGAGUGUGCCUCCCGAGCUAUACUAGAUAAAUUCUCCUACAGUAACAUAAGACCGUUCUCGUCGGAUAUGGAUACCAAAAUAAACGUCGUCACUGGACUCAUUUUAUCGAUUCCCUCUGUGAUAGGUAUACUGAAGCGGAGAAAUCAAAGUUUGGAUGUGUUUCCUAUAUUUCAUAUUUUAGGGGAGAAACUUUUUGAUAACGUGCACAAGGAUGUCGCGCUGCGCUCGCUGCUGAAACUUCGGAGGGUUUGUGGCCCUCAUUUGUUUACUGCGCUCUUUUCGAAGUUGAAUUUAAAAACGCAGGACAAGUUUCGGUAUUUAUGUGAAGUUUACGACGAGGAUUCCCUCGAUGUUUACUACGCACCGAGAAAAACUCACAAUCAACCUGUUGUUCAACUAAAUCGGACUUACAACGGUACGUUGUCCCAGCCAAUAAAUAUUUCUACGGAUUCCUCGUCGGAGGAGUCCAUCGUUAUGCCUUAUUACAAGAAUAAUAAUAACAAUAAUUACGGUAAGGUUAUAAUUGAAACUGAAAUAAAAUUUGAUUCGGAUACCGCAAUAACUAUGACAGUUCUAGAACAGAACGAUACCGAAUCAGAUAAAUAUUAUACAGGCAGCGAGGAAGACUUCGAUCACGGAGAGAGAGACAUGUUAAGAUAUAGCGAAGGAGACUCAGACGAAGACUCGGACGUUGUCGUGAAGAAAGUUCGAUUUGGUGGUGAGAGUGUAAAAAUUAGGACUCCCGAUAGUGAAAAUUUGCUAACUAGUGAGGAUGACGGAAAUCAAAAUAAACCGCUAGCGUUGCUAGACAAAUCGGCGCAAGUAGAUAAUACUCAAGAAAAUUCCACAGUUAGUACUAAACAAGUAAAAGCAAUUGAACCAAAACAAGAACCUAACAAACAAAUUGCAAAAGAACUUCGGACAGCUAAAAAAAGUGGCAUACCUUUACCAGUGAUAAAUAAUAAAGUCAAAGAAACUACAAGUACAGUGACAAAGUUUAAUCAGUUUAAGUUUAAAUCGAAAUCUUUAAGUGAACUUUACGACUUUUUUAAUAAGAAAAACAAUAACUUUGAUAGUAAACAUAUAAAAUCAGACUUUGCUUUAACUUUAACUGAAGUGAGGACCCCGGACAAAGUACCGAGUCCUGUGGAGCCUCAUAGAGAAGUUGAGGUGUUGCACAAUCUACAGAGAAGUCCAACGCUGUCUCCGCGAAGACAGCAUACUAUAGUUAGCGUGGAGCGAGAUGGGUUCCUGGUGAAUCUGGUAUCAUCGCACACAAACGACUUGGUGUCGCCGCGUCCGCCUGUUCCCCUGAGAGAGCGUUACGACUGGGAGAUGCUGGGCCUGGUACCCGCACACACUAUAGACCAGCUGCACAAUACGGAAAACUGGAUAGCAGCGGUGAAGGCAGCGGAUCAAGUCCACAACGUUUUGCUGAGCCCCGAAAACGUGACCAGGAUCGAACCUGUAGCCGACACCUUUGUCCAGCACAUGUUCGCACUAAGCGAUGCGGUGCCGGCAGCCCGUGCGCCCGCAGAAGGAGCCAUCUGCGCGCUAGUCCGCUCCACCAGCGCUGACUGUGUCCGACACUUACUGCCGCUGCUCAUAGCCAGGAUCGCCAGAGAACCCUCACCAGCAGCCAUACCACACGCCCUGCUGCAGAGGAUGGCCCUGCACCAUGUGGUCGAGCUGAUCUUCGAGGAGGAUUUACUUGGAGUAAGUGAUAAAGAGCAAAGGAGGAAUGCUCAGCUGCAGGCAGCGUUGUGCCUGGCGCGGGCGGCCGGGCCGGCGGCCGUGCUCGCUGCCGUCCGCAGACGACUGUCCGGCUCGCCUGAGGCUGACACCUUCUGUAACAAGUUACGAGAACGACUGAACAGACCGGUGGAAAAUAUAAGACCGAGUCAUGUUGCCAGAGCAUCUCAACUGCCAGUGUCAGUACGUCGCCGGGCGCGGUCCACUCCGCCAAACGCACCUAUUCCUCUGCCGCGACGAUUGAGGCCUCUACCGGACUCUGCGCCUCUACCAGGUACUACGCCACCUGGGAGGAACUUUGUACCGAGGCCGCUUUCGCCAAUACCGUUGAAUGGAAGGGAAUCGAGUCUGAGCGAGAAGGAGGCCGCGCCUAAGCAUGUCAUCGAAGCCGAGGACGUCAACUACGACGUCGAACCCGAGACGAAGCUCCCGGACGAGCCCGUCCCGCCGCGGACGCCGUCCAUCCACAUCGAGGACGUCUCCGAGAAAUUCAAUCCAUCGAUACACAGCUCGCAAACGAUAGAGGGAUCUACGAGGAGUGCUGCAUCCUCUGAAAACUUGUCAAAUCAUAGGCCGGAUACGCCGGACGCUCCUGUCGAAGUUGAAUCUCAAACUAAAAGUGAAAAAGCGUCCCCCGCGGUUUCGGUUUCUAGUAAAGAUACGAAAUCACUGGUCUCGCAGGACACCGUUCAACUGGAAUCGGAGCCGGAGACGCCCGAGCGCGUGUGCGUGAGGGACGUUCGCACCGCUAUCUCGGAGUGCAUAGCGCCGGCGAAGCACGAAGACUGGGAGACGACCCUGGGCGGGCUGCUGGAGCUGGAGCGCUUGGCCAGCGACGGCGGGGCGCACGCGCCGGCGGCGAGCUGGCGGGCCGCGGCGCGCUCCACCACGCUCCACGUCCGCUCGCUGCGGUCCCGGGUGGCGCGCGCGGCCUGCUCCACCCUGGGCACGCUGUUCGAGCGUCGGGGCAAAGUCCUGGAUCCGGAGCUGGAGGAGGCGGCGCAGGCCCUGCUGGACCGGUGCGCCGACGUCAACAGGUUCCUGCGGGCGGACGCGACGGCGGCGCUGGGGCGCGUGGCGUGCGGGGGCGGGUACGUGCGGGCGGGGGUGGCGCUGGCCCGGCGGGGGGCGAGCCACCGCGCGGGCCCGGUGCGCGCCGCCGCCGCCCAGGCGCUCGCCCGCCUUGUGAAGCAGCAAGGCGCGGCUCGAGUGCUGGAGCUGCCCGGCGAGCCCCGCGUGCUGGUGCUGCGCGCGGUGGGCGAGCUGCUGGCCGACGCCAACGCGGACACGCGCCUGCACGCUCGUCACCUGUGCCUCGCGCUCGCCGAGGACCACCGCUUCGAACCCCUCCUAAAGGAGGCGAUGGCGCCGAGUCGAUAUCGAGCCAUUGAAAAGUUUGUUGAUAAGUUGCGUUGUCGGUAGUAACAGGUAACUUUGUUACUCACCCUCCAGA
Molecule: messenger RNA, 3514 nt
Organism: Aricia agestis (brown argus)
Lineage: Eukaryota; Metazoa; Arthropoda; Insecta; Lepidoptera; Lycaenidae
Exons: 9
Coding region: 1-3483 (1160 amino acids)
Biological process (GO): microtubule cytoskeleton organization
Cellular component (GO): cytoplasmic microtubule
Molecular function (GO): microtubule binding
Source: RefSeq, a predicted model, not a curated record